UCUCCACCUUUGUCAAAUGUUGCCAUGGAGCCGUCCAAUCAGGGUGGGACAGCGUCUGGGAGCUGGUGUUUUACUGAAUGAGGAAAAGAACACAGGAAGGCAGGGAGAGGACAGAGUACGGAAGUCAGUAAACAGGUGGAGGGGAAGGACAGACACAGAGUGGACUGGACAUGGCAGGAGACAACAUGACAGAGGACGAUAUCACAGGUGUUUAUGUAAAACAGCAGAAGUACGUCGAGACGGAGGGAGAAGAUUGUGAUGACAGCCACAGUGACAGUGGGUUGGUAACACAGUUCUGUACUGUGGAGGGCAACAUCAACAGCUCCACUGAAACAUUAGGGGCUUCAGUCACAGAGACCCCCAUUGAGAAGGAGAUCAGGAAGUCUAUAGCGCGAGAACAAAGCCUGAGGAGAUCCAGAGGACUUCCCAAUCUGCCAUCUGCCCCAGAAUACGUUGAAGUAAACCUCAGGAAAAAUGUUCUCUCCCAGUCUCACGCCUUCAAGUCUGAGAGGUUUCAAGGCAAAGACCGACAGUUUGCUGGCAAGAAAAUGCUGCAGGACAUCUACGAGGAAGCCCAGAGAGAAGAGGAUCUGGUCAGGAUCGGAAAGGUUCUGGGGUUUUAUGACAAGGGUACCGUACGGCAACUAAAAGAAAGAAAACAUGUUUUUGAGGCCUUUCAAAAACCAAGUGACUCAACUCCGGCUCCUUCAAUGAGGAGCAAAACCUCACGUUUGUCCUCAUCCAGUGGUAGUUUAACUCUGGACGACCGAAAAGAUAUUUCAUCGAAGGCACCAAUCACCAAAGACUCGUAUAGAAGGAGUGUAGACCCGCUUGGUUUUACAGAUUUUCACACUUCAGCCAGAGGAGGCUCUAAUGGAGCAGGCUUUUCCGAGGGGCUGCCUAACAGAAACGUCACCACCACGGAUAAUGGGCCGACACAGAAGUACGGUUAUUUCACGCAGGAGGUGAAGAGGCCUGAAAGCACAAUCACAAAUGACAGACUCAACAGAUCAUCAUCUGGAACAGCAGGGCAUGGUGGCGUUACCAGGCUAUUACAGCAAAAUAACCAUGACAUGGUGGAGAAGGAAGUGGCCCAGGAAAACCCCUUUAUUAAGCUGCGCUCUUCAUCAAAUUUAGUUAAGGGUCAGCAGGACAUCCACGAGGCUCAGGAACGAGAGAAGGAGCUUCAGAAACAGAGAAUCAGUCUGUAUGGAGGGAAAGCUGGAGCGGCCUUAGUCGAAGACAUGAUGCCUUCAAUGUCUGCCACCCGUGGACUGGCUUUUGCUGACUUAGCAGACUCAGAGUUUGGACGUGGAACGGAACCCUCAGCAGGACACCAGUCAGCUGCAAGGUUGAUCAUGUGGCCUCCACCCAGUGUUAGAGAGCAGAGAACUUCACAGCCACAGCUCCACCCGAGACCCUGGACCUCAAGACGAAAGAACCCUCUCGUGCAGCGUUGGGAGUCGGGCCAGGUCAAUGGACAUCAGGAGGACGAGGACUGAGGAGCCGAAGACGUUGGUGACUUAAAGACAACUUUCCAUUUGAUUUUUUUUUUUUUUAUGAUUUAAUUAAACACAAAGGUCACAUAAUAGAUUAGAGACCAAAACCUGUCAUGACUUGAUUAAUGUUUGUAAUAUUUUAUCACCAAUACCAGUUUAUUACACCUCAACAAUCACAUCAUCGUAUCAGACCUUUGUAAGUAGGUUAGCUGGAAUUUAACUGGACAAAAAAAUGAUGAUAAGGAAACAAAAAGAAAGGGGAAAAUGGAUACCAUUCCUUUGAUAAAGUCUGCCUGCUAGAUUGCAAUGCACUUUAAGGAAAUUGUUUGGAAUUAAAACAUGAAGGAAUUAAAAAUGACUGUGUUUAUGCCUCUUAUCUCCUCUGCUCAUCUGUUUAUCUUUAUUACAUUCAGUGUUCACCUCCUUGUAUCAGCACAUACAAGGAUGGAGUGACUGGGUUGGCUGAAGGCUGUACUGAAGUAUCUAGCUUCUGUAUCUGACUGACACUGUGCCCAGUUUCUUUGAAUACAGCAGACUGUUGUUUUCACAUUUGCUUUACUUUGCCAAAAUGCUUAUUUCAAUAAGUCUCAUUCUAUAGACUGACUGUCAUGUAACCAAAA
Cynoglossus semilaevis (tongue sole) is the source of this 2119-nucleotide messenger RNA. RefSeq names its product MISP family member 3 (gene misp3). The record is from RefSeq and is a predicted model, not a curated record. The coding region runs from base 171 to 1502 and encodes 443 amino acids. NCBI's taxonomy places the organism in Eukaryota, Metazoa, Chordata, Actinopteri, Pleuronectiformes, Cynoglossidae. The transcript has 3 exons.